This is a messenger RNA of Laetiporus sulphureus 93-53, 3348 nucleotides long. RefSeq lists its product as uncharacterized. The coding region runs from base 135 to 2909 and encodes 924 amino acids. The transcript has 2 exons. Lineage: Eukaryota; Fungi; Basidiomycota; Agaricomycetes; Polyporales; Laetiporaceae. The record is from RefSeq and is a predicted model, not a curated record.
CCUCGCUGCUGUCUUUGAUGCUUCCAUGCAACUACGACACCAAGCUUAUACGGCUUGGUAGACUUAAUUAGUUGAAUUCAGUGUGCGGUACUUGUCUGGUACGCCCGUGAGGCCCUACCAGACACGCCGGCGGCAUGGACGUGAAAGUUUCGCAAUCACACAUACCUGUCUUGACCCCGCGUAAACCACCCAAAUCUUCGCCUACCACUCUAUCCAUUCCAAGUCUCGGGCUUGCUACGCCAUCUAAACACCUUUCUGUGAGUGCUAUCCCAAGCUCCAGCUCGAGUUCAUCCAGUGGGAGCGGCGGCCUCGCUUCUUUCCGCUCGUUCCGCAACCUGUUCUCGACUGCUUCUUCUAAGCAAACAUCCUCAACUUCCAAGAGUACGUUCGCUGGGUUUGGAUCUAUCCGGCGUUCGGCCCAUGGCGAUCGAAACGUCUCAGCCGCUCAAAUGAGCCGGGAAAGCUCUGGUGACGAUUCCCCUGUACUUGAUGCCGACGACACGCAACCGCAGGUAGGGUGCAGCAGAAAUGACGUAGAAUGUAAUGGCGCCAAAACUGGUUUUGAGACACCGGAGCCCUUGUCGUCGCGUUCGUCUUCGGGCUCUUCCCUACACGCUGGACGCGAAAAGGGGCCCCUUACAGUUGUCCCAACAGAUCUCUCUACAAUCAUCGAAGCAGAGAAUUCGGCUCUAUCACGACAUAUACCGAUAGUGGAUGAUUCGCACGACGAUGAGGACGUGAGGAAUAUUCUCUCUGGAAGGGUAUCACCAGCCCCGGGGGCCUCCGAGAAUCGCACACAAACCUCUCGGAACGAGAGCCAUGCAUCGACUUCACAAAGUACCGCCCUCGAUCUGUCCAGCUCGGACGUCCGCACAGAGGUUCUGCGAGCCAUGUCUGGAAAGGACCGCACCGAAGGAUGGCUGCAUGGUGUUGUGGUGGACGACGCUGGCGAUGACCUCGCUGCAGACGAGGCAUCUGCAGCACAUCGCACGUCCGGUGAACCUGACGUCAGUUUCAACCUCGGCGAGCUGGACCCUGACUUAGCAGCAAUUCUGAGCCCUAAUCGUUUCACCGAAUCCGCACCCGUCGCUCAUGCAGCGAUUGGCACUCCUCGUCACCCUGUCUCCGUUGGACAGCCAGAGAGAGGGCGCACGCCGGUGUCUACAGCGCCCCAGCGCGAAUCGGCUCCUCCGCGACGUUCAGCGCUCGCCGGAACGUCGCUCUCAUCAUCCACGCCAAGCUCGCGUCGCCCGGUAUCCUUGUCUACGGUGGGUCCCUCAACCCCGCUCCUGCCCGCGAGCACACGCCUUGCUCGAUCUGCGUCUGAUCGACCGGAACUCUCGCGUCUCGGGCUUGGACCACCUCCCGUGUCCCCUUCUCGUUGCGUUACACACAUGUCUCAUAGCCCAGAACGGCCGUCCACAGCAGGUGCAUCGAGCAGUCCGCCGUCUCGGUUUUCGUUCUCAUCCAGAGAGGAUUACCGCACGCUCCCGAGGCCGCAUACAGUUCUCGAUUCUGAGCCCCGGCGGCCAGCGAUGUCACCUUUCCUCGCACCAACAUGGUCUGGAUCGCAUGUGACACCGGGAGGCACUGUUCGUCCGUCGUCACGAUAUCUUACAAGGACCCCACCACAUACCUACGCGAGUGCACCAGCGUCGCCAACCUCGCGCCCGGCGUCCGCAGCAAGCAGUGGAACGAGCCGUUGGCAGCCGUCACGACUCACCCGCGAUGGCGUUUCGGAAGGCUCGCAGAGGAUUGGACUUCCUUGGACGAGAGAGCGCAGUGCGAGCGCGGUCGAGUAUCAUCUCACUCAGGAACACGCCUCUGUACUAUCUACCUUGAGGCCGCGAACCGCAAAGGCGUUCGCCGCGGCAGGGCUUCUGGACUUGAACAAGGACGCGAACGAUGACACCCAGAGACGGCCAGCAUCACGCUUUAGCAUCCCAAGAGGCAGCAUGGAAGAUCCCCGCUCAUGGCACGCACCAUCGCGCGUGGCGUUCUCCGAGACAGGCUCGAGCACUUCUUGGAGUAGACGCAGUGCCAGUCGCUCGCGCCGAGAGAGCGUCUCGCAUGAGAGCAGUGGGUUGCCAACGGAUGGGAAGUCUACGCCCCGGACGAUGUACUCCGGAGCAUCUACUGCACCUACGUCCGUGACUGCAUCAUCCUCGGCGCAUCUGCAGUCCGAAUUGCAGUCGCUGCAGGACAGACACUCGAUUGAGACGGGCGCGCUGCUGAGCGCUCUUGCAGAUUCACAGCGCACAUCGCGCGUGCUCAGGGAGGAGAACACGCAGCUCCGAGAUCGUCUGCAGGAGACGGAGGAUAAGCUUGCAGCGGCGCUGGAGGAGAUCGAGCGCUUGCGGUACAGCGCGCAGACGAAACGCGUACCGACGGUCUCGCGGCUGGACCGCCCGCAUCGCGUGUCUACGUCCCCCGAUCGGACUGUUAGAACGCCCUACCUGCGCCUGCCAGCACGGCGGCAACAGACUGUUGAUACAUCUGCGGAGCUGCCAUCUUCUCCUGAACCAGCCGUUCCCCUGCCGAAGACGCCUACUGACCGGGACGCGUUUCUAGAUGUGCGCCAGAAGCGCCUGAGCGCGACGUCGUCGCUGUUCCCGGUGUUGCCCAGUAAUAUGUCUAUGCUCAUGCAUGAGGAGGGCAUCGCGCCCGAGCUGUGCGGCGCACUCUCGAGCAGUCAUGGAUCACCGCGUACGCCGCCGAUGACGCUCAAGGAGUUGAAUAGCGCGCAGACGCAGACGCCGGGCAAUAUCUCGCCGACUACGGAAAAUUUCUCGAUGACUACGGGCUCGCCGGCCAGCUUGAAUCUGCGCCCCGAGCAUGAGCUGCACUUGCAAGACAUGUCGGAAUUUGAUCUUUCUUCGGAUUACGAUGCUGAGGAUGGGUAUCGUUGACCCUCAAGGUUUUUUCGAAGGUCUGAUCGUUCUUAUGUGUUUAUCGAUUCGUGUUGCAUUACUUUUGGGACUUUGUGCCACAGUUCAAACGUUCAGCCUUCGUCUUAUACAUACCACACUUAUACCCCCGCAUAUCUGCACAUCGCUUUCACAUUCACAAUAAUUGUUUCUUCCUGUGCAAAUACUCUCAGCUCCUUGCUAUCGCAUCUGCGCUCGCUAUCGUUUCUCCGUCAAUCCUUGCCAUGUCUUCCUGUGUUGUACUUGCAUGUAUAUCAGUCAAAGGACCGGAAUUUCCAUGAUUUCUGAUGGUUGACAAAGAAGUCCAAUUCGUCUUGGCAAGAACGAUCAGGAAGCCUCGAGAGUGAACUUUUGCGUCCCUUCCUCUCUACUCUUGGUGUUCCUUGUCGUCCACUAUUCGAAGGCAGUCGCUCCCCACAUU